AUGGAGAUGUUAGGUUCGAUUGUUGGAAACAUAAUAUCUUUAGUAGGAAAAUAUUGCAAUUAUCACAUAGAGGCUGAUGAACAUGUGAAGAAUCUCAAGAGAAAAUUGGAAUUAUUAGAAAGCCGGGAGGAAGACAUUAAAUCAAAAUUGGAUUUAGAACUUCGCCUAGGAAAGAAACCAAAGCAAGAAGUUAAAUUUUGGCUUCAAAAUGUAGAAAAAAUUAAGGAUGACAUAGACAUUGGACAAGAACCUGCCAGAUGGAUGUUAACCUCACAUAUGCAGAGAGGAGAACGUGCCCUUAAGAAGACAAAAUUGGUGGAAGAACUUUAUCAAGCUAGUGAUUUCACUGAUGGUUUGGUUAUUGAUCUGCCCAAAUGCAUUGGGAAAAUGAUGCCACCACCGACCUUAGUGGGAGAAAGCACAGCCCACAGAACAAAGGAAGAUAUUUUGGCAUGCUUGUUAGAUAAUGAUGUUGGAAAGAUUAGUGUUUAUGGCAUGGGUGGCAUUGGCAAAACGACUGUCAUGAAAGAAGUUAAUAAUUUCUUAUUAAAUGAGUCAAACAAAUUUGAAAGUGUAAUUUGGGUGACUGUAUCAAAGGAAUUUGAUCUUAUCAAACUACAAAAUGACAUUGCCUGCAGGUUGAAAUUAGAACUCCCAAAGUUUGAGGAUGAAUAA
Quercus robur (English oak) is the source of this 675-nucleotide messenger RNA. Its product is annotated as disease resistance protein SUMM2-like. The coding region runs from base 1 to 675 and encodes 224 amino acids. NCBI's taxonomy places the organism in Eukaryota, Viridiplantae, Streptophyta, Magnoliopsida, Fagales, Fagaceae. Gene Ontology annotation, molecular function: ADP binding. The transcript has a single exon. The record is from RefSeq and is a predicted model, not a curated record.